AACCAGUGGGCUCGUAUAUCUUCGUUGUGGGUGAGGAAAUCGCAAAAACAAUGCAAAGCACGAUGGUAUGAAUGGUUAGAUCCUAGUAUUAAGAAGACGGAAUGGUCCAAAGAAGAAGACGAAAAAUUACUGCAUUUGGCUAAACUUAUGCCGACACAAUGGCGCACGAUCGCUCCUAUUGUUGGUCGUACUCCUUCGCAAUGUCUCGAGAGGUACCAAAAGCUUCUCGAUGAAGCAGAAGCGAAGGAAGGUGCCGAUUUGGGUUUAACGGGACCGUCUGGUGACGUGGGUCCAAGUGCCGACGAUGUAAGAAGGUUACGACCUGGUGAAAUAGAUCCGGAUCCGGAAACAAAACCCGCAAGACCUGAUCCUGUAGAUAUGGAUGAAGACGAAAAGGAAAUGCUUUCAGAGGCUCGUGCUCGCUUGGCAAAUACACAAGGUAAAAAGGCCAAGCGUAAAGCUAGGGAAAAACAGUUGGAAGAAGCGCGGCGAUUGGCCUCGCUGCAAAAGAGGAGAGAAUUGAAAGCGGCAGGCAUCGAACUGAAGACGAAGAAAAAGAAGAAAGGAAUGGAUUAUAAGGCCGAUAUACCCUUUGAAAAGAGACCAGCUCUUGGGUUUUACGAUACUUCUGCAGAGAGAAAUCGUCCUGCUGAAUCAGCAAUGACAAAUGUUGCAUUACAAAAGUUGGAACUUAAUAAAAUCAAGCAAGCCGAACAAAUAAGCAAACGGAGGAAAUUUGUCUUGCCAGCUCCUCAAGUUGGAGAAGAUGAAUUGGAACAGAUUGUUAAAAUUGGUUUUGCUGGUGAAACCGCAAAAGCUGUUGUUGGUGAAAAUGAAGGCUCAACAUCACUUGGCCACUACACACCUGCAACAACGUUACCACUGCGAACACCGAGAACUGUAAGGACUGGUGGUGCGCCAACAACACCGAAAACACCAGGCACAGUCAUGACACUCAGAACACCUUCCCGUACGCCUGGGCCAGCAAGCGCUGCAGCUAUCAAACAACUAAAGACGGGAUUAGGACGCGGACGACAUGCAAGGCGUCGAGGAGGUGCUAGUGAUCGAGACCGUAAAUUGAGGGAACUGCAAGCUGCCGAAGAACGAGCUCGUCUUGCACGAAGAUCUCAGGCCGUGCGCAACCUCCCGCGACCUGCUACUGUCAACUCACGUACCUUAUGGGAGAUAUCUACUAACGAAUCAGCAGGAAUGAAUGAUAUAGAAUUAAUGAUAUGUGGGGAAAUGAGCAGGUUAUUAAGCCAUGAUCUUAUCAAGUAUCCAGUGGCCGGUAGCAAAAUUACAGGCAGUGACUCAGCCCCGCCGAUAGAAGAAUUUCCGGAUGAGCUAAUGGCAAUUGCAAGACAAACAAUUAAUGACGAAUAUCAAUCAUUAAUUCAAAAUAACGGAUCUGACACACAAGAUCGGCUUCUGCCUUCUGACACAGAAUUGCAGGCUACGUGGACCAAAGUGUAUGAUGAUAUAAAUAAUGAAGAUAAUACAAUAGAGAAAUUGCAGUAUAUACACGAGAUGAAUAAGAAUAAUAUGCUUAAAUAUGCCCAAAGAGCAAGCAAAUUGGAAAAGAAUCUUGAUGUAACUCUGGGCGGUUAUAAGGCCCGUUCCCAAGCUCUAUCUAAAAAACUGCUCGAAACUUUUGACGAACUGCAGCAAUCAAAGAUUGAAUUGGAUUCUUUCAAAUCUUUAAAUAUUGUAGAAGGGGAUGCCAUGCCUAGACGCAUAGCGGGUCUACAAAAGGAAGUAGAAGAUCUCGCAAAACGAGAACGUGAGUUGCAAGAACGAUAUGCAAAACUGUCAGCUGAAAAGGAGGAUGCAAUUCAAAGGGUCAAUGCACUGCGUGCUUCAUCCAGUUCGGGUAGUUAG
Messenger RNA from Paraglomus occultum, 1878 nucleotides. Lineage: Eukaryota; Fungi; Glomeromycota; Glomeromycetes; Paraglomerales; Paraglomeraceae. The record is from the annotation of a GenBank genome assembly.